CAGGCACCGGCCUGCACCACAAAGGCAAGUCUCGGCUGGCGCAAAGAUGAGGUCGAGCUUUGUGGCAGCUUGUGCCAUUUCCUUAGUGCUAGUGUGCUCGGCUGCUACUACGCCUCGAGCAUUAGCUGCAGUCUAUGGAGAUGGCGGAGGGCUCUUGUCUAUCCCUUCUAAUGAUUCCCUCGCUCACUGCCCCUCUAGCUGCGGGGAUGUUGACGACAUCGCCUAUCCCUUUGGGAUUGGGCCGGGCUGCUUCCGGGAAGGCUUCGAGCUUAAGUGCAACACCAGCACCAAAACUCCUAAGCUCUAUAUGAAAGAUGGCACCACCCAGAUCUUAUAUGUAGGUGACGAUGAUCUUUGGGCACCCAUGCACUUCAACAUUACAAUGAAGCCAGGUACUGAUACCUACAACAUAUCCUGGGUGUCUCCCAGGAAGGGAGUUACUAUUUCUCAGCGUAACACCUUCUACAUUAUUGGUUGUAAUAUUGAUGUCACCUUGUUCGAGUAUGGUACGAGAGACGCUGUUGGUUACUGCGUGAGUAGAUGCGAUGGUGAAAAGGUACCAACAGAAGGGCCUUGUAACGGGAAAGGAUGUUGCUCCAUCAAGUUAUCAAGGGAUCUGCGGGGAUUUCGGUCAACACUAGUCCAAGUUGAUGCUACUGCAGCACAAUCAUAUCAGCUGCAGCUGCGCCAUGGUGUUAUGGCUUUUAUGUCAUACAAUGACUAUUAUGUAGAUAAUGCGACUGAUCUUUUCUUGAGUUGGACGAACACAAGCAAUAUCCAGGAAGCAUUAGUUCAGUUUGCAAUCAUGGACCAACCAAGUUGUGAAAUUGCUCGAAUGAAAAAUACGAGUUAUGCUUGUAGCACCGGCAGCAACUGCCUAAAUAUGUCAUCUGGAGGUUACACCUGUGAGUGCGCCAAUUAUGAUCUUUAUUAUUAUUAUGCAGAACAAAGUCCUUACCUUUUGGAAGGAUGCAUCAUCCGAGAUUACAACCCCAAGCGGAAAGAACACUGUCGGAGAUCAUGCGGAAACAUGGCAAUUCCCUUCCCUUUUGGUCUUGAAGAAGGUUGUUUCGCAAGUGAAAGGUUCCAACUUAAUUGUACAACAGGUAACAUCACACUUUUCAACCCACGGGACGCACGUUAUAAUGUGACUGAUGUGUCAAUUGAAGAGGGGACAAUGGUGGUUAGCAACUUGUUGAACGACACAGAAUAUGGGGGAGAGGACAUAAUAUCCCAGGUGUAUGGUGGUGCAGAAAUAAAGUGGGCAGUAGCCAAUUUAACGUGUGAUGCCGCAGUAAAAAAAGAUGCUACAUAUGCAUGCCGCAGUAUCCACAGCAAUUGCCUAAACGUCACCCAUGGGAACAUAUUCAUGGGAUAUCGUUGCAAGUGCCUUCCCGGUUUUCGAGGGAAUCCAUAUAUCCAAGAUGGAUGUGAAGAUAUUGAUGAAUGCUUACUGCCAAACUAUUGCAACGGGACAUGUCAAAAUCUUCCUGGAAAUUUUACAUGCACUAGUUGCCCCCGCAGAAAGGAGUUUAAUCCAAUUACAAGACAGUGUGUUGCAUCAGCUAAGCAACACAAUCUUAUUAUAGGUAUUACAACUGGUAUUAGUUGUGGCAUUGGUUCCAUAAUUAUUGCAUUAGGUGCGAUUAUUCUAGCCAAUAAGUGGAAGAAAAGCAUCCAAAAGAGAAUUAGAAGAGCAUACUUCAAGAAAAAUCAGGGCCUACUCUUGGAACAACUAAUCUCAGAUGAAAGCGCCACUAAUAAAACAAGGAUAUUUUCCUUGGAGGAACUAGAAGAGGCAACCAACAACUUUGAUGCUACUCGUGUUCUUGGUCGUGGAGGACAUGGCACAGUUUAUAAAGGGAUUCUAUCUGACCAGAGUGUGGUGGCCAUUAAAAAAUCAAAAAUUGUGGAACAAACUGAGAUAGAUCAGUUUAUCAAUGAGGUUGCUAUUUUAUCUCAAAUUAUCCAUCGCAAUGUGGUGAAGCUUUUUGGUUGCUGUCUCGAAUCUGAGGUGCCCUUACUGGUAUAUGAGUUCAUACCAAAUGGUACAUUGCACGAUCGUCUUCAUACUGAUGUUAGUGUUAAAUCCUCAUUGUCAUGGGAUGAUCGAAUUAGGAUUGCUUCAGAAGCAGCAGGGGCACUUGCUUAUCUGCAUUCGGCUGCUGCAAUACCUAUUUUCCAUCGAGAUGUGAAAUCUUCCAAUAUACUCUUGGAUGGCAACUUUACUACAAAGGUCUCUGACUUUGGUGCUUCAAGAUCUGUUUCACUCGAUGAGACUCAUGUGGUGACUAUUGUCCAAGGUACAUUUGGUUAUUUAGACCCAGAGUAUUAUCACACUGGACAACUAACUGAAAAGAGUGAUGUAUAUAGUUUUGGAGUGAUUCUGGUGGAACUUUUGACAAGAAAGAAACCGAUUUUCAUCAAUGAUGUAGGCACAAAACAAAGUUUGUCUCAUUAUUUCGUUGACAGACUCCGUGAGGGAUCUCUUAUCGAAAUAAUAGAUUCUCACGUUCUUGAAGAGGCUCACAGGGAAGACAUUGAUGAUAUUGCCUCACUUACAGAGGCAUGUUUAAAACUCAGAGGAGGAGAUAGACCUACUAUGAAAGAAGUAGAGAUGAGGCUGCAAUUCCUGAGAACUAAGAGGCUAAGAAAAUUCCAAUUUCUCCCCGUCCCAGGAAUUGGUGGAGAGAUUCAGCACCUUUUAAGCCCAGAUACUGGUAAAUCCCAAGCACAGAACAACUAUACCAGUGCAGGUGAUUUAUCAUAUGAAGGGAUCUCCAGUUGCUACAGUUUGGAGCAAGAAUUAUCAUCCUCAGUCAGUUUGCCACGCUAGCUAUAUAUGUAACAUGGAGUGUUGAGUUAUCACAUAUUUUCUACGAAGUGUUAUGUUACGUAGUUCAGUCCAGAGAAGAGUUUUUGCAUGUUUCACUUCCUGUAUACUUGCAGCAUGUAUGUGUAGCCCAUGUGAGUUGAUAGAAUGACAGUUGUAUUCUACUAUAAUUAUUUGUGAUCAAUAUCCUUGUAAGGAAUGACAUGGUAUUGUAAUAUUGUAUUUAAGCUACGGUGGCAAAGUGAACAAGUUCAGUAAUAAUUUUAUUACUCCA
Messenger RNA from Oryza sativa Japonica Group (Japanese rice), 3107 nucleotides. RefSeq names its product wall-associated receptor kinase 5. Gene Ontology annotation, biological process: cell surface receptor signaling pathway; protein phosphorylation. The record is from RefSeq and is a predicted model, not a curated record. Gene Ontology annotation, molecular function: calcium ion binding; protein serine/threonine kinase activity; polysaccharide binding. Lineage: Eukaryota; Viridiplantae; Streptophyta; Magnoliopsida; Poales; Poaceae. Gene Ontology annotation, cellular component: plasma membrane.